Molecule: messenger RNA, 4163 nt
Organism: Myxocyprinus asiaticus (Chinese sucker)
Lineage: Eukaryota; Metazoa; Chordata; Actinopteri; Cypriniformes; Catostomidae
Product: lethal(3)malignant brain tumor-like protein 4
Exons: 21
Coding region: 66-2474 (802 amino acids)
Biological process (GO): regulation of DNA-templated transcription
Cellular component (GO): nucleus
Molecular function (GO): zinc ion binding; protein binding
Source: RefSeq, a predicted model, not a curated record
GUACAGUAUGUUGCGAUGAAGUUUAUCGGGGCUGUAGAAGUUAGCCAGAGACAUAUUACCCGCGCAUGCGCACAAAAGCACCAUCAGCUCUAAAUAAGAGUUACGAGAGAAACGAGGCAAAGAUGGGAGACACAUCUACCGGAAAUGGCCCUGCCACCGGUGCAGAUUUUGACAUGAUGAGUGCUCUUGACUGGAAGGAUGGCAUAGCCACACUGCCUGGGAGUGAUAUUCGGUUUCAGAUGACUGAAUUUGGCACCCUGGAGAUUGUCACAGAGGUGGGGCCUAAAGAAAAAGAGGAGGAGCCUACAGAUCCACAGCCUCAAACUAAAGCCAUCAACAAUAGCCAUACCCCUGAACAAAACAAACCUUCAGAUCAGACUGCAAUGCCUCAAUCAACUACAGAUCAUCAGACAAAUACUGUGGUUUCCACUGACCCCCACAGGCAGGCAGAAGCCGACAACACUAGGAGCCCCAGCAUGGAGGAAAGCCCCAGCGUGAGCACAGUGCCAAAUGCAGUGAUUGCUCCCUGCACUGAGGUGGCAAACUGCAGGUCCUGUGGUCACUCUGGUUCACGGGAGUCUUUCCUGCAGGGGAAAUUUUGCAGCGCUCCUUGUGUACAGCCUACCAGUGGCAGGUCAACCCCAGCUGAGGCAGUCGAAGGAGAGCGCUUAGGUAAACGUGUGAGGAAGAAGAAAAAGAUGUUUAUGGAUUGUGGGGAUGAAGAGGAGGACAACAUAGAGGAGGAAGAGGAGAAGAUUAAAUCUUCGAAGGGCAGAAGGACAGCUAAAAUAGCUAGACUAGUGACAGCACCUCCUGUUAAGAAGAAAAUGUGGAGUUGGUCAGCUUAUUUGGAGGAGGAGAGAGCAAUUGCUGCUCCCUUAAAACUUUUCAAAGAGCACCAGUCGUUUCCUCAGAGCAGGAAUGGAUUUAAAGUUGGCAUGAAGCUGGAGGGAUUGGACCCUUGUCACCCUUCUCUCUUCUGUGUUUUGACUGUUGCAGAGGUGCAAGGUUAUAGGAUUCGGCUUCACUUUGACGGUUACCCUGAGUGCUAUGAUUUCUGGGUAAAUGCUGACUCAUGGGAUGUGAAGCCGCCGGGCUGGUGUGAGAAAACUGGCCUCAAGCUAUUGCUGCCAAAAGGCUGCAAAGAUGGCGAGUUUAACUGGAACACAUAUGUAAAGAACUGUAGGGGUCAACUGGCCCCCAAACAUCUCUUUAAAAGUCUUAAUACAUCAGUCACGCCAUCAGGAUUCCGUGCUGGGAUGAAACUAGAAGCAGUAGACAGGAAGAACCCAUCACUUAUCUGUGUUGCAACCAUUGCUGCUGCUGUCGACAACCGGCUCCUCAUCCACUUUGACAACUGGGAUGAUACAUAUGAUUACUGGUGUGAAUCCAGCAGUCCAUAUAUUCACCCUGUAGGGUACUGUGAGGAGGUAGAGUUAACGCUGACCACACCUGCAGAGUAUAAGCACCCAAAGGCUUUCUCUUGGGAAAAAUACCUUGAAAAAACUGGAACCCAGGCUGCACCAGCCAGAGCCUUUAAACAGAGACCGCCACAUGGUUUCCAGACCGGGAUGAAGUUGGAGGCGGUGGACAAACGGAAUGCCAUGCUCAUCCGUGUAGCCACCAUCGCUGACACAGAGGACCACAGAAUCAAGAUCCAUUUUGAUGGAUGGAGUGAUGAGUAUGAUUAUUGGCUAGAUGCUGAUAGUCCAGAGCUGCACCCUGUGGGCUGGUGUCAGAAGACAGGUCAUCCUUUACAGCAUCCCAAUGGACCCAGAGAUUCUCCAGUCCCACCAGGACAAGGCUGCCCUACCCCAGGAUGCAACGGUGUCGGACACAUUAGAGGACCUCGAUACGGGACACAUUACACGGCGGUGAGUUGUCCAUACUCAGAUCUGAAUUUGAAUAAGGACGGGCUGGUGCCAGACAGACUGAUUGGGGAGAGACCCGUCACGCUUAGUGGACCCCCACGCCACCGCCGUGCUGAAACCCUCACUCAGAUACACCCUACCACACCCAGUGCCAGCACCCCAGAACCCCCUGACACCACUGCAGACACCUCUCUGCAAGUUCGCUCUGGCACUGCCCCCAAAUGUGCUAAACCACCUCAGGUGAAGCAGGAAGGUGACGGGAAAGAUUCUCUGCAGCAGCUCCUGCAUGAAUCUGUGUUCUGUGGAUGGGAGCCAUCAAAGUUUCAACUAUGCUGGGAAAAGCAUGGCAAACUGCUUCCUGAAGCUUUAGGCCUUACCGCCAAGAGAGUAGCCAAGUGGAGCACAGAGGAGGUUGCAAGUUUUGUGAGAGGGUUGCCUGGCUGCAGGGAGCAUGCUGCCACCUUCAGGAAGGAGCAAAUUGAUGGCGAGGCCUUCCUGCUCCUUACUCAGUCCGACAUUGUAAAGAUACUGAGCAUAAAGCUUGGCCCAGCUCUCAAAAUCUACAAUUGUAUCCUCAUGCUGAAGAGUGCGGAUGAGGAAUAGACUUGCUUUCUAUCAAACUGGACACAUGCAAAAACCUAACAGCAACCUGCUGCUCAUUCAAACAGUGUGUUUGAAGAUUCUUCAUGCCCCCAUCAAUGAAUCCAGCCCUCAUAUUACUCAAAGAGCAGAUAAACAUGACUCCAGUCAUUGGUAUAUUAGUGUGAUUUAUGGAAAAAUUUGCCAGUUGUACAGACAAUAAGUGAUCAUAAAAAUGACAGCUCUUAAGGCUGAUUCAGAGCUUUUGUCUUAUGCUAUCUGUAUUAAAUCCUUAUGGAUUUACAAACCAUUUUCACUUCAGUACUCAUUAACACGUCCCCGCUUUUCUCUGCUUUUGCUCUUAAUUAGGUCUGCUCGUUUGCUUUGUAAAUAGAUAAUCUGAUUCAUAUUAGACUCUUGGAGGGGAGAGUUUACCAUACUGAGGCACCUUAAAAUGCUAAAACUGGAUUCUUCCAUUGUUAAUAUUUAUGAUUUUAUGGUUACUGAAAUUGGUAAUUGUGUUUGGUGUUGGAGACAUGAACAAAAGCUGCAAUAGUGGAGCUUUUACUUGAAAUGUAAAAAGUUAUUAUAAUUAUUUUUCUUUUUAAAUGCAAAAAGACCAUUUGUAAUUGAAAAGACACUGACACUCAUCUAGAAUAACCCAAAUUAUCCUGUUUAAGACCACUAGAGGGCAGUGGGAGUGUGUGUGUGUGUGUGUGUGUGUGUGUGUGUGUGUGUGUGUGUGUGUGUGUGUGUGUGUGUUUGUACAUGUGUGUGAUUCAGAAUUUUGCCAGCAUGAGUGUGUGAAAAAUAUUGUAUAAAUGUAUGCUUGCAUCUAAUGUCAGGGAAUUUUUGCUCUGGGCAAAUCUGGAAUUGCAUGUCUCAGUUUGUAUUUACUUUAUGUAAUUGUAUAGCAAAUUGGUCACUGUGCUAACUUAACAGACACUGCAAAUAGAAUUGGAAAUAGAUGUGUGAGUGUGUGUAUUUUAAGCCUCCGAAACCCUGACAUUUUGCCUUGUUACAACCAUUCCUAAAAAAAAGUCACUAGCAUUGUUUUGUUGAGAUUUCAGUCUUGACAGUCACCAAGCUAAUUCUUUUUUACAUCAACCAUUGCUAUGGGCAUUUCACUUGAUGUUGCCAAUGACACUGUAUUCCACUUUCCCUGAUUUUACUGCAGCAUCUUACUCCUCUUUCAUUUACUUGUUUGGAUUUGCAGUGCUUUUCAAUGCUGUCAUAAUCGUGCAUAUGCAGGGUGAUCCAUAUUAAAAGGUUCUGAAAGGGUCAUUGGAUACUUAAAGAUGGUUGUACAAACCUCCCUGCAGUAUUAAAUAAAUAUAGAGCAUGGGUUACAGACAAUAAUAGGAGGGCAAGGGCCUAAUAAAGGCACUUUUGCAGGCUACAUUUGAUAUCUACUAGCGAGACUGAAACAAGCAAUGAUGAAAAUGUAAGAUUAUCUUUGGGAAAUCCUCAUCAGAGUAGUGUGGUUAAGGACAGGGUUAUGGUCAGAGAUAAAGCAAGUUAAUGUCAGGUUUGGAUUAUUUUCUUUGUGCGUGUGUGUGUGUUUGUAGAUUAAAUUGUGGUCUCUCUAAAAGCAGACUGUGUGUCAGAUUAUGUUUCCUGUUUUUUUUUUUUUCUUUCUUUCUUUUUUUAAUCUAGUCCUAAUCUAAUGAAUGAAUGGUUUGAUUGAGGGAGGAGAAUAAACAAUGAUUUCGA